This is a messenger RNA of Bipolaris sorokiniana ND90Pr, 892 nucleotides long. RefSeq lists its product as uncharacterized. The record is from RefSeq and is a predicted model, not a curated record. The transcript has a single exon. The coding region runs from base 273 to 722 and encodes 149 amino acids. Lineage: Eukaryota; Fungi; Ascomycota; Dothideomycetes; Pleosporales; Pleosporaceae.
CUAUAGUAUCUAGUACAAACCGUUUUGGAGUCCCGGGAAUUUUGUCCACCGGAUGGACGGGUAGAGACAAGGUAACUCGAGGUCACAUGCCUAAAUCGUCAUCGCAGUACCGCCACCAAGCCGACUACCUUUUAACAUGCAACCCGUGAAACAAUACUAAUCUGUUUGUCAAUGUUGCCUGUUCGAAUUUUUGUGGGACAUCACGUGAUGAUAGGAGGUUGCUCUUUCCAUGCCUUCAAGCCCCAUCCAACCACAAGGCAAGCAAUGAAAUCAUGAAAUCGUCGCCUCAGCCUCCAAUUACUUUUCCUACUUCUCUCCUCUGCCGUAUCCUCACCCCUUCUACAAGAGGUGCACUGCAUUCCCUCACCAUAACAUCCCUCUUGCACUUGAACGACCACUCCUCGUGUUCCCCGCUCCCACCCCACCACCCCGCUCAUCUCUCACUACUCUGCAUAAACAUUCCCUCCUCUCAUACCCUCCACUACAACGGCAUAAACAUGUUUCCCAUUCUGCCGUCCAUCUUCCUUCUACCGUCCUUCCAUACGCCUAUCGGCAUAAACACGUUCAAUUUCCACCUGACACACGCUUACCCUGCACAUUGGUUGACACCCCUCCACGCCAGCCUAACCCAACCAAUCACAGCCACAGCAAUGUUUCAAACCACAGAGGCAAAAGUAACUACGCCUCUUGUUUCUCCAUGUAUGUGUCGCGACUUGCUAUGACCUUACUCAAAACCAUACUCAACCUCAUUUCCCCGCGGGGCUGAGCAUACAAACGAAUACAGUUCUCACCUUCCCGAGUAAUGUUUCUGUGGCCUGAAACCACGAAACGAAACAUCAACGGGACAGGGUGUACGUAAGUAUGUACCAGUAAAGCACUGGGAUGUAGGGGU